Malaclemys terrapin pileata is the source of this 6025-nucleotide messenger RNA. It is a transcript of the gene ARSK, whose product is annotated as arylsulfatase family member K. Bases 208 to 1893 code for a protein of 561 amino acids. The transcript is spliced from 9 exons. The record is from RefSeq and is a predicted model, not a curated record. NCBI's taxonomy places the organism in Eukaryota, Metazoa, Chordata, Testudines, Emydidae.
UCAUGGCGGGAGAGGGCGGGAGUGUCACGGGGUCUUGCUCUCAGGCCUCGGGCGUGUCGCCGGGCAGUGUCAAAGCGCUGGGGUGGGCUGGCUCUAGGCCCAGCGCACCCUCAAUGGCUGCAGCCUGGCUACCGGGGAGCGCUGCUCGCCCUGCCGGUGUGUGAGGGGCCGUGUGCCCGGGGACCUGGCUCUGGGCGCGCGGAGAGGAUGAGGGGGCGGUGCGGAAAAGGGGCCCGGACGGGGGUGCUGGCGGCUCUGGUGCUGCUGUUGGCUUCCACCCGCUGGGAAGGUGCGAAGGCGCGUCCUGUGGCCUGGGGACACCUCGGCGCUGGCAGCAGCCAGAGGGCGCGCAACGUAGUGAUGGUGAUGUGCGAUGCCUUUGAUGGAAGGUUGACAUUUUAUCCAGGAAAUCAGACCGUGAGCCUACCUUUUAUAAAUUUCAUGAAAAGAUAUGGCACGGUUUUUCUCAAUGCCUACACCAAUUCUCCAAUAUGCUGUCCUUCUCGUGCAGCUAUGUGGAGUGGCCUCUUCACUCAUUUAACAGAAUCUUGGAAUAACUUCAAAGGUUUAGAUCCAAAUUAUACAACAUGGAUGGACCUGAUGCAAAAGCAUGGCUACCGAACUCAGAAAUAUGGGAAACUAGAUUAUACUUCGGGACAUCACUCAGUGAGUUGCUAUCUUUGGAGAACCAUCUGUCAGCAAAGGAGUAACCGUGUGGAAGCUUGGACAAGGGAUGUUGAUUUCCUGCUCAGACAAGAAGGCAGACCCAUGGUGAAUCUUACUGGCAACAAGACAUUUGUGAGAGUAAUGGAAGAAGAUUGGCAGAAUACUGAUAAAGCAGCAAGUUGGAUAAGGAAAGAAGCCACUAACUUUAGUCAACCAUUCGUUCUUUACUUGGGAUUAAAUUUACCACAUCCAUACCCGUCACCCUCUACAGGGGAAAAUUUUGGGUCCUCUACAUUUCUGACAUCUCCCUUUUGGCUUGAAAAGGUGACAUAUGAAGCCAUUAAAAUUCCAAAAUGGCCUCCACUUUCAGACCUGCACCCAAUAGAUUAUUAUUCUUCUUACACCAAGAAUUGCACUGGACAGUUUACAAAGAAAGAAAUCAGAGAUAUCAGAGCAUUUUAUUAUGCUAUGUGUGCAGAGACGGAUGCCAUGCUUGGUGAGAUCAUUUCAGCUCUAAGUGAUACAGGACUUCUUAAAAGAACCAUUGUUAUAUUCACAGCAGAUCAUGGAGAACUUGCUAUGGAACAUCAGCAGUUUUAUAAAAUGAGCAUGUAUGAAGCAAGUUCCCAUGUUCCUCUUCUAGUUAUGGGGCCAAGCAUUAAAGCUCAUCAUCACCUAUCAAAUGUGGUAUCUCUUGUAGAUAUUUAUCCAACUAUGCUUGAUAUAGCUAGAAUUCCUAUCCCACAGAAUCUCAGUGGAUAUUCCUUGAUACCAUUGUUGGCUGAAAUGGCAGAAGAUGAAGUCUCAUCCAGAAGGCUGCACCCCACAUGGGUCCUGAGUGAAUUUCAUGGAUGUAAUGUGAAUUCUUCCACCUAUAUGCUUCGAACUGACAAAUGGAAAUAUAUAGCAUAUUCAGAUGGGCAUUCAGUACCUCCUCAGCUCUUUGAUCUGUCUGCUGAUCCAGAUGAACUGACAAACAUAGCCACAACAUUUCCAGAAGUCUCACAUUCCUUGGACAAAAAGCUUCGCUCCAUAGUAAAUUAUCCAAGAAUCUCUGCCUCUGUGCACAAGUACAACAAGAAGCAAUUUAUCAGCUGGAAACUAAGUUUGGGACAGAAUUAUUCCAAUGUUAUAGCUAAUCUCAGAUGGCAUCAGGACUGGUUAAAAGAACCAAGAAAGUAUAAAGAUGCAAUUCACAGGUGGCUCCAAAUGAACACUAAUGAAUAAAGUAACUGCAACAAGGGAUUAUUGACUGCCCUUAUAGUAACAAUUUCUAUUAAAUGAGCACAAUGACCGCACUCAGGAAAGGAAUAUAUGCAGUUGUAAUUGCAAUACUAUAUAAUUCAUAACAUCACAAUUUGUUUGCUAAUUUAAGAUAGCAAUCCAUGGAAAUAAAGCUCACGCAAGCUUUUAUAUCCGUGUUAGCAAGUUAAAUAUGUUUGUUUUAUAACUGACCACGAUACCAAACCUAGCUCCCAUCAUGUAAAAUUUCAUAUUUUUAGGUGUUAAUCAGCUUUUAAGGAUACAUGGGAAGGAAAGUACACAUAUAUAUGUAUAAAUUGCUUUGUAUAAAAUAUUGUGUAUUAAGAAAAUACAGAAUGUAUUAGCCAAUUAAUAUUUAAGCAACAAAAUUCAAAUGAGAUUUUGCAUGUGUAAGGACUAAUUAAAAACUGAAUAAAGACCUCAGGAUUCAGUCCAGUGGGAUACAGAUUAUAGUGAAAUAUCCUAGCACCCAGAUAGAUUUUAAAAUAAUAAUGAAAAAGAUUCUCCGACCCCACACCCACACCAGAAAGGAUGUAGAGCAUCAAAAAAGGGCAAUAACUAGUUUUGGUCUGAACAAAAAUUCUGAGGCUAUGGUAGGUACCUGAAUAGACAUAUAAGUAGAUGCCUGAAUAGACAACUAACUAACUCACUCUCUCUAAAUAUAUAUAUACAUAUAUGUAUAUAUACACAGGCAUAUAAAAAUUAGAGACCUGUGGUUCUCUUUCCUCUCCUAAUGAGCUUUGAUGGACAGUUUUCAACAUCUGUUUCUGGGGCCUGCUAUCCAGAACUCAACAAUAUGCAAACUUUGCAUAUAAAUCACAGAGCAAUAAAUAGGCAAAUAUAAACACCAAUUUUUCUCUAUAUGUGACAGGAAACUACAAAGCAUGAAGACCAAUGUUUGUGAGUAGACCCAUUCAUUAAUCAUCCAUUGUAUGCUGUGCACUGAAUAAAAUAGAUAUAGUCAGUCAGGAAAUCUUACAGUCUAAGGUACCAAUUCUCCAUGCAAGUGGACACUUACACCUAUAUGUAUCUGAAUGCAGAAUCCAGGACUAAAAGAUAAAAGGAAGGAGAUGUGCUGAAAUGGGAAUCCCAAAGAAAAGCUUAACUUUGAAAAUGUCAAUAUUUUUAAAUCACUUCUAGUACACCUUACAGAAAAUAAUCAGUCUUACAAAGAAAUGGAGCGUAGGUAGGAAAAUUGACUGGCAACUCUAACCUACUCUGUUUUUUUAAUGAAAUACAUAAUUACACAAGCAUUUCAAUGUGCAGCUUAUUCUUUAAGCUAAUGUACAUGCUGCUGCUAUAGUAACUAUUCACGAUCACAUUAUGCUUCAUUUUUAAGAGCUCUCGAAUAGGAAUCCAUAAUAAAUAUUGCAACACUAAAAUUAAACUGGCAAAGAUAAACAUUAAAAUACCAUCUGCUUUCUGAGAUUAAACAUUGUACACCUAUUCAGUAACUGAAUCGAGAGACUGAUUUACUAGAUGUUUUAAGUGUGGUAUUUUAAACUAUAGUGUAUCAUGGUUUUAUUCCCAUAAUACAUUAAAGCAGAUCUUACACAUACCAUUAGUAUUUCCCCCUCAGUUUUUAUUCUGAAUCAAAGGUAUACAUUAAUAGUGCAUCAUGGUUUUAUUCCCAUAAUACAUUAAAGCAGAUCUUACACAUACCAUUAGUAUUUCCCCCUCAGUUUUUAUUCUGAAUCAAAGGUAUACAUUAAUAGUGCAAAUGAAUCUCUGAGCAGUGCAGUGUAAGUUACAAUUCUUGUUAAAAAUUAGUAAAGGUUCAGAUAGCGAUAAAAUCACUGUCAGCAAAACUGAAAAAUAGAAAAGGGAUCAGAUCUGAGGAAUAUAUUGGAAACUGAUUAUAUGACUUGAGAAAAAUAUUCACACAUGAAUGUCUAGGACUGCUCAAGACUUCAAGAGCGAAGAGAAUUACAGUGUUCAAAGAUCUGGAAGAGGGCAGUAUACUGUACAGUACAUUCCAAAAUAAGAAUGAUUACAAGCCUUUAUUCCAGUGGUAUCUCAUUAUGUAUCAUUUAAAGAAAUUACAUAGAAGGGAAAAUUAUGUAGUCUGAAGACUUUGUGGACACAGCAGUACCUUUCAAAGCUGGUGAGCCUGCUUCAAAAUGUAGUUGUGGGUAGGUGUUCUGCUCACAAAGGGGCCAGUCUGUGGCACAUCGUGUGCUACAUGAGGGAAUAUGGCAACCUGUUUACUCCCUUGCACCAGCUUCCUGGAUCAUAGGUAGCAGCACAGAGGAGCCUUUGCAGGGCUGCCUCAUCUCCAUGUCAUUGAGCAGGACUGGGCACAACAGGAGAGGGACAAUAGGAUGGGGUAGGGACUACCAAUCUUCAGUGUGCAGGCUACCAUAGGCCUAAUACUAGGUACUUCCUCUGUGGAUGAAGGGGAAACUAGGAGGCAGACUGUGACAGAGUCAUCAUGUGUCUGUUGGGUUAUUCCUGGGACAGCAUAAUCAUGCACUGCCCCUUGACUGUGGCAAACCCACAAAUGAGUCCAAAAAAAUUACUAAAGUUGAGCAACUUGCCCUCUCUUGCCAUCCUAGUGCCCAACAUCCUGAUUUUCUUGUUUAUUUAUUUAAGAAUCAAGGGCCAAGCAGUUUUAAGAAGGAACAAACACUUCGGGGGGAGGGGGGGGGAAUAGUGUUAAAGGAGUAAGGACAGAAAUUAGUAUAAAAAGGAAGGAAGAUCAAAGGGGACAGAUAAAUAAAUGAAUACCUUAAUCUUACAACAAUAAUCAGACCCUCCCUGAAAUAAUCAUAUUCCCUCUAGUAACUAAUUAUAAUCAAUAUCCCUCAAAAAUAAUAUAAAGGGCAAUGGGGGUACACGCCCAGUGUCUACCUACCAGUCUCAGGCAGAUGGAAUGUACAGACUGCCCUAUGCAUUGGAGCACUUUUGGAAUGACCAAAGGAAGGUGAACUUGAAGUUACAGGGAAGUUGCAGGCCUGACCUUUGUUAGGAGCACUGUGGUGCUGACAUACCCUUUCUGCUCCAUGUAAGCCUUUGCUUGGCUCUGUAUACACAGACCAGCUCUUAACUCACCUCAGGAGCCUUUAUUAACUAGCUUUGAGAAGUGCACACAUUACUCACAAUUGUGGCAUCCCAUUGUGAGGCAGGCAGAUCACUUACUGGGUUGAGCAAGUCCUUGUAUUGAUCAAUUCUUAGUCUUUCCUCAGCUCCCAGUACAAGGGAGGCUAGAGUCUCCUCUCCCUCUGAACAGGGAGCUUUGGUUGUGUCUCUACCCAAGGCUUUAAGUUGAUUUCAGGAACAGGUAGUUAAGGGGGGACACUCCCUAAGAAGCUGGAGGCUUUUGGUCAACUAGUUCAUUUGGAGAAGAGGCAAAUGGAGUUCUCCUUCCAACUCUGUAGAGAGCAACGGAGGGGCUGAUUCUCCUGUUGCUGGAAGCUGACCCCUUGGCCCCAACUCUCUUGCUUUAAAAAUUCUGCCUCUCUGGUCAGUACAGACUUUUCAGGGCCUGCAUUUGCUUAUCCUGGCAUGUCCAUCUGUCCUUUGGCCCAGUAACGUCUCUUCAUUCAAGCCUCUCAAGGGUAAGACAGCAAUCCAAAAAGUGAGUCAAAAGAAAUUAUAUGCAGCAGAGCUACAAUUUUGUGUUUUUCUCUAUGAAAAAAAAAAAAAGUUACACACACAAAAAAUGAACACCACCAAUCAUUGUCUUAAUGUCUUGUAAUCUCUACAUUUGUAUGUUAUCAACCAAGUACUAUGUAAAAAAUACCAAAACACUUCUUAUCAUUUGUAUGGUGUCUUCCUUCACCACAUACUUAUUCUAAAACUAAGGUUGCAUAUCUAGGAAGGGGGAGGGUUAGCUCAGUGGUUUGAGCAUUGGCCUGCUAAACCUACGGUUGUAAACUCAAUCCCUGAGGGGGCCAUUUAGGGAUCUGGGGCAAAAAUCUGUCUGGGGAUUAGUCCUGCUUUGAGCAGGGGGUUGGACUAGAUGACUUCAUGAGGUCCCUUCUAACCCUGAUAUUCCAUGAUGUUUCUCUUGUAACUUUUUAAGAAAUCAAAGUAUUUGUUAAAACAAAACACAAAAGCAAAUAUGUUGGCUUCCAUAAAUAAAUUAUUUAAUCUC